Elgaria multicarinata webbii is the source of this 977-nucleotide messenger RNA. RefSeq names its product myosin regulatory light chain 2, smooth muscle minor isoform. Bases 100 to 636 code for a protein of 178 amino acids. Gene Ontology annotation, biological process: platelet aggregation. Lineage: Eukaryota; Metazoa; Chordata; Lepidosauria; Squamata; Anguidae. Gene Ontology annotation, cellular component: cytoplasm. Gene Ontology annotation, molecular function: calcium ion binding. The record is from RefSeq and is a predicted model, not a curated record. The transcript has 4 exons.
UAUUUGUAGAUCUCCCCCUAGAAUAUAACUCGUGUACAACGUCUUUUCUUGCCAUUUGAGAGCUUGGUAAACUGUUGAGCUGGAGUGUUAUAUUCAGAUAUGAAUCCAACAGCCAACAUGUCGAGCAAAAGGGCAAAGACUAAGACCACUAAGAAGCGUCCUCAGCGGGCUACUUCCAAUGUGUUUGCUAUGUUUGAUCAGUCACAGAUUCAAGAAUUCAAAGAGGCAUUCAAUAUGAUUGAUCAAAACAGAGAUGGUUUCAUUGACAAAGAAGACCUGCAUGAUAUGCUUGCUUCACUGGGGAAGAAUCCGACUGAUGAAUACUUAGAUGCCAUGAUGAAUGAGGCUCCAGGACCUAUAAACUUCACUAUGUUUCUCACCAUGUUUGGAGAGAAAUUAAAUGGCACUGAUCCAGAAGAUGUAAUCAGAAAUGCCUUUGCUUGCUUUGAUGAAGAAGCAACAGGCUUCAUUCAAGAAGACUACUUGAGAGAAUUGCUGACGACAAUGGGAGACAGGUUUACGGAUGAAGAAGUAGAUGAGCUGUUCAGAGAGGCACCAAUUGAUAAAAAGGGCAAUUUCAGUUACAUUGAGUUCACACGCAUCCUUAAACAUGGAGCAAAAGACAAAGAUGACUAAAACAGAACUCUUGCCUCUGCAAUUCUCUGUAGAUCUCACUUACGGUUAUCUUUUGAGGGUUUUUUUCCUGGUAGAACCUGUUGCAUGCAUUUAGCUUUACAGCUUUUGCCUUUCUUGAUGUAUUUAUCUAUACCAGGCCAUUCUGGCACAUCUUGCACCUGUGUAAUCAGGCCAGCAAUGGGGAUUGUGAUUGUGUGAUAAGAGUUGGAGGGUAAGAUCAGUAACUCUGAAGGCCCAGGAAAAAAAUGUCUCAAUUUUUCUGGUUUAGCUGGAUUUUUACAUUUUGUAAUAAUGCCAUUUUGAAAUAAGAUUACUAUAUCAAUAAAAUACCUCAAAUGCUG